This is a messenger RNA of Alexandromys fortis (reed vole), 1110 nucleotides long. RefSeq names its product testis-expressed protein 19.2-like. Gene Ontology annotation, cellular component: cytoplasm; nucleus. The record is from RefSeq and is a predicted model, not a curated record. Gene Ontology annotation, biological process: spermatogenesis; male gonad development; placenta development. The transcript has a single exon. Lineage: Eukaryota; Metazoa; Chordata; Mammalia; Rodentia; Cricetidae. The coding region runs from base 1 to 1110 and encodes 369 amino acids.
AUGUGUCCCCCAGUCAAUGUUCGCUAUGGGUCCAAGGGCAUGCCCAGCCUCUAUGCGGAAUGGCUAUACCAGCUUGUCCACGGAGACCAGAUGAAGAUCUGCUUUGCUUGCUUCAAGGCAGCUUUCCUAAUAAAUAGAAGAUUACUGGCGAUGCAACACUGGGAAGGAGAACCGCGGGAAGAUAAGAACCAGGAACUAUCGGGGUCGGGAACCUCACCAGAGGAAGACCCUGAGCAGGAGGAAGACUCUGAGCCGGAGGAAGAAUCCCAGCCGGAAGAAGAAUCUCAGCCGGAGGAAGAAUCUGAGUUGCAGGAAAAAUCUCAGCCAGCAAAUGAAUCUGAUCCAAAGGAAGAAUGUCAGCCGGAGGAAAAAUCUGAUUCAGGGGAAGAAUCUCAGGUGGAGGACUGGUUAGGGCAAAGCUGGGCAGAGGGCCAAGAAAAUAUGUUUCGUAUUACAGUGCAAGUCCAUAGUCCUCACAUCCUGACCCCGGGCUCUAUAGGGACUGAGCUGCAGCCUGAGCAAGCUGUACUCCUGGACCCACGCCCUGAGGAUUAUGACAGGUAUGUGGCAUAUCCCUGGAAAUUAGGUAGGUUCUCUCCCUGCCCCCAUCAGUGCAUCAUCCCCCCUCUGUCCUUCUGGGAUAUUUUCAAUGAGGACCUACAUUCUGACGAACAUCUAUUGUUAGAGUUGAGCCACACCUGGCCCACGAACCCGCUGGUAGAAUCCUGCUUGAAGAAACAGAAUUUCUUCUUGGUGUUGUGUGGCUCCGAUACUGGCUGGUACUUGGUGUCAAUGACUCCUUUAUGGGUAGUGAGGACCCAGGUAAACCGCUGGCAGAUGAUGCUGAAGCCUGAUGCCUUGGUGGUGUUCUACCUAGAGACUGGACCACAAAAGCAGGACAUGAACCGCUGGAGGCUCAGCAUGUUGGAAGCCUCAGAACUGGGGUUGGAGCUGGUGCCUGCCGACUGCACCCUGCUGAAGAAAGGAUUCAAGGUGCACUCCUACCUGCCCUGGCAGAGUGAAACCCUAAAGGACUGGGGCAGGGAACCAGGGGAGAGGCUGUUUGUCAAACAUAUUCUAUUUCUGAAAAAACUAGGCUUCCUUUUCUGA